Molecule: messenger RNA, 504 nt
Organism: Hirsutella rhossiliensis
Lineage: Eukaryota; Fungi; Ascomycota; Sordariomycetes; Hypocreales; Ophiocordycipitaceae
Exons: 2
Coding region: 1-504 (167 amino acids)
Source: RefSeq, a predicted model, not a curated record
AUGGAAGAAGCGCCGCCUUCGCCGCCCUCGCCGCCCUCGCCGCCAUGCUCUGCACCUACCGCUCCCUUAUCAGUCUCUCAGCUGGUUCGUCUUCAUCGCAGGGAGCGACUCCUCGUGCGCCCAAUCCACUGGACCGACCGCCAUCUUGAGCUGCUCGGAUGCUCAUUUGGUGACCCGUCUCGCGCGCCUCCCAAAACGACGCCCGUUUUGUUUGGGCGGCGAGGCUCCGGCUACCUGCGCUACGCGUUUAAGCAUCGAGAAUGGAGAGUGCAAUUUCGAGAAACUGCUCUUCUCGACGUUCUUGCGACGGCGGGACCAUUCGCGGAUCGGUUCGGCGCCUCCUUCCUUACCUUGCCCUCGUUGCUGCGACUGACCAACGAUAUCGAUAGACAGAACAUUCGCUUCGCCUUCAACCGGCGCCACGUCCAGACUCUCCGAUGCACAAUCUUUCUCCCUAAGAUACAGCAAGAACCAGACCCAUGGCCGCCGCUUCUUCUUACGUAG